GCGCUGCCUAAAAAACCCAAACUGCGAGCAUUCUUUGAAAGUGUCGAGUGUCCUAGCUACUAUCCUGACUUGGUGGACAUCACUUGUCACAUAAAUCGCACAGCAAAUGCUGAAAAUGGCAUCUAUACGGACUUUAUGUUUAAGCAGCGCAUUACCAAUCUACAGCUUACUAUAAAUGUAAAUAUAACAUUUGAAAACAGAAUAUGGCAAAAUUAUGCCUCAAAGACCAUCGAUGUGUGUGAAGCUUUAAAUGGCAUUCAGGAUCAGUAUAUAUUACAAAUGGUAUUCAUGCAAAUACGACGAAAGUCAAAUAUUCCUUGGGAAUGUCCCAUCAAGGAGCAUAUACAAUAUUAUAUCGAAGGCGUCGCUAUUGAUACAAGCGUCUUACCUCAAUUCUUGCCACAUAUACGCUUUAAGGCAAAUUCUGAUUUUUAUUUUAAUAAGCUUAAAAUGUUGAGUUUUAAGUCACAAGGACAAGUAUUUCGUAAUUAG
This is a messenger RNA of Drosophila busckii, 492 nucleotides long. RefSeq lists its product as uncharacterized. The record is from RefSeq and is a predicted model, not a curated record. The coding region runs from base 136 to 492 and encodes 118 amino acids. Lineage: Eukaryota; Metazoa; Arthropoda; Insecta; Diptera; Drosophilidae. The transcript is spliced from 3 exons.